AUGUCAGCAUCUCUAAUUGGACUUGCUCUUGUCCUGCUUGCCUUUCCGGAGCACACUGUGAUGAGUACACCAUUUGGCAACAACUCAGAAACUGCCUAUUUGGGUUCAGCGUACAUCCAUCAGGCUCUUCAGCGAGCCAUUGAGCUGACUGAUGCUGCUUAUGCCCACACGUCUGAGAGGGUGAAGAAGUCUUAUACUGAAGGUGCCCUCAAACCCAGUGACCUGCUGGCCCAGUUUAAACAAAUUGAAACCAGAACCCGGACUCACAUUCGAGCUGCUGAGCUGCUGGACAUCACAGUGGAGCUGAUCCGAGAGAUGGUCUACACCAACACGAUGACGCAGUCCAAGCCGUAUGAGCUUUUCAGUGAAGGGGAUGUGGAGAAUCUGCUCCAGGUGACCGGUUGCUCUGCUGAGCUGCACACCCUCAGCUGUCAGACAGACUGCAUGUCUGAGCGCUACAGGUCCAUCACAGGCGAAUGCAACAACAGACAACAUCCAAGAUGGGGCGCUGCAAACAUCCCAUAUUCCCGCUGGUUGUCUCCAGAAUAUGAGGAUGUGUGGGGGACGCCCAAAGGCUGGGACCCUGAGCACACCUACCAUAACAUCAGCCUGCCUCCUGUGAGGCUCGUGUCGCAGGAAGUGCUGUUUACUCACAACGAUAAAAUCUCUGUGGACUCCACUCUGUCCCACCUGCUGGUGGACUGGGGUCAGUGGAUAGACCACGACAUGGUGCUGACCCCUCAGAGCCCCAGCACAUCCGUCUUCAAGACAGGCGCUGACUGCACCCGCAGCUGCAGCCGGGACUCGCCCUGCUUCCCCAUUCAGAUCCCGCCAUCUGAUCCUCGCAGCGGCAUCCAGAGCUGUAUGCCUUUCUUCCGUUCUGCUCCCAGCUGUGAUAUCGGAGUCCUGCCUCCUCGCCAGCGGGAGCAGCUCAAUGCCAUCACCUCCUUUGUAGACGCCAGCAUGGUGUACGGCAGCUCCCCUGGUUUGGCCUCUGCCCUCAGAAACCACUCGUCUCCUCUGGGCUCCAUGGGCCUCAACUCCCAGUACUGGGAUGAGGAGCUGCCGUAUAUGCCAUUCCUGUCCCGGGUGCAGGCUCACCUGGACCCCUGCGGUCCCCGUAACUCCUCCUCCGCGGGGGCGUCGAGCAGAUCGGCACUCAGGCAGAACACCACUUCAUGCUUUCAUGCCGGGGAUUCAAGAGUCAAUGAACAUCUGGGACUGAUUGUGCUGCACACACUCUUUCUGAGAGAGCACAACCGGCUGGUGAAGGAGCUGCACCAGCUCAACCCUCACUGGAGUCCAGAGACCCUCUAUCAGGAAGCGAGGAAGAUCAUCGGAGCCAUCCACCAGAUCCUAACCUGGGAGCACUACCUGCCACGGGUGCUUGGUGAGAGCGCCAUGUCCCGGCUGAUGCCCCGCUACCAGAGGUACGAUCCAGGCGUUGACCCAAGCAUCGCCAACACUUUUGCUACGGCGGCGUUUCGUUUUGCUCACGUCACUGUUCAGCCAGUAGUGAACCGUCUGGGUCCAGAUUACACCUUUAACCCCGAGUAUCCCCCUCUGCCUCUGCAUCACUCACUGUUUGCUUCAUGGAGGGUCAUACAGGAAGGUGGUAUCGACCCAGUGCUGCGAGGCAUGCUGCUGUCUCCCGCAAAGCUGCAGACUGCAGGUCAGAUGAUGGUGGAGGAACUUACAGAAAGGCUGUUUCAGGCACAGGGGGGGAUGCCUCUGGACCUCGGGGCCCUGAACCUGCAGAGGGGCCGGGACCACGGCCUGCCUGGUUACAGCUCAUGGCGCCAGUUCUGUAAUCUUUCUGUUCCCAACACAAUGUCAGAUCUGGCCGAAAUUUUGGGGAACUUGACUUUGGCUCGUAAGUUUGAGCUUUUAUACGGAACCCCGCACAACAUCGACGUGUGGGUCGGGGCCAUAUCUGAGCCGGCUCUACCCGGAGGACGAGUGGGACCGCUCCUGUCCUGCCUCCUGACCAGACAGUUCAGAGCACUGAGAGACGGGGACAGAUUCUGGUGGGAGAGAAAUGGCGUUUUCACCAGAACCCAGAGAAGACACCUGCGCAACGUCUCCCUGUCCCGCAUCAUUUGUGACAACAGCCACAUCAGCCGUGUCCCUGUGGACCCGUUUUCACUCACCGAGAGCCCUGAAGAGAUGCUGGCCUGUUCCCACCCACUCAUCCCCCAUCUUGACCUCGGCCCCUGGAAAGAGCCUCACACAGAUCCCGUCUGUGGCCCGAUACCCAGGAUUCACUCUGGCUACUCUCUGCUCUGCAACUUCACGAUCCUUUAUCAGUGUCGGGUUGGAUUCAGGCUGCUGGGUUCUGCAUCCAUCAGCUGUGAUGCAGAGAGCCAGAAGUGGAGCUCCCCGCCUCCAACGUGUCAAGAUAUUAAUGAGUGUGAGGAUCUGAUUUCUUCUUGUCCACAACAUCUGGAAUGCCUGAACACAGCAGGUUCCUUCGUUUGCUCAGAGCCCUCCCCGCUGUCUGCUGUCUCCAUCGUGGCUGCAGUGAUAGUGGUGAUGGUUGGUGCGGCCGGCCUGGUGCUGCUCCUCAUCUGUUAUCGAAGAUAUUUUCCAAAGUCCGAAGAGUUGAUCUCUGCUGAAUGUAGGCGGGAGAAGAGCUGACCUCUUUUAAUCUUUUUUGAUAUUAAUCUGACUUCUCAGAUGUAAAAUGUUGUCCCUUUUAUAAAUAAUGUCUUCACUUAUUGUCUGAAUAAGUUAGCGUUCAACUGUAAGCGCCCUCCCCACAUGUGACAUCACGUUUUGUCCCCACGUUGUGACACCGUCCGUUCAGAAAACCCCGGGCCAAACCAUUCGUACUCGUCUCCGACGGUUUGUGUAAACAAGUCGUGAAAACAGAAGCCGUUUUAAUCCGGAAACUGUAAAUCUUACAGGAAUGAUUGCUCUAAAAGCAGAUUUCCUAAUCUUAGUGUGACUGAGCCUGCUUACCGCUUACAAACUUGUUGGGUAACCGAGGGCCAGAAAGUGUUCCUGUCAGGGUGACCGGAGAGAAGAGGCAGCCUGAGACACCGCAAACAUGUCUGCCAUAUUGUCCUGCAUGCCGUCCAGAUUUUGGAGCAAUCAUUCCUGUAAGAUUUACUCACAGUUGACUAAUGAGCCAACCAAUUCACCACUUUCAUUUUGCAUUAUUUAUUAAACCAUUAGAACUUUGGAUGGAGGUAUCACACCUGAGUGAAGUUGCCCCCCCACCUUCUUCAAAUCAGACAAGAUUGGUGUCAAACGUUUGUGCUACGUUUGUGCUGGUUUGUGCAGCAAAAGUUUUUGUUUGUGCUGCUUUGGCUUUGAAGACAUAAAUGAAAGGUUAAAGGUCAAAAGGUCAACCAGCCCCCCACUUUCAUAAAAUCAGACAUCUUGAGCAGCCUUUUUACUAAAUACGAAUAAUAUUCUUGGAUGGCUAUUUUUUACUUUUUACCCUCCUUUGCAAGCUGUUGAGGCAAAACUACACCUUAAUGUUUUGAUGUUGUGAUAUUUAAACGCUCCUCAUUGGUGGAGUAGAUAAGGUGGGGUGAAAAUUAAGUUGCUGUGCUUAAGAGGGGUGAACUGGGAAUUAAUUACUGAUAUUCCAUAUAAACAGUUACACUGUGAAUCAAGUGUGACCCAGAGACAUUUUUCCUUUGUAUGUUCACAGUACAUAGUACAAAAAAAUUUUUUAAUCAAUUUUGAAAGUUUAUAGUUUUAACAAUUUUUCAGGGCAAAAAUUCUAGACUUUUCUAAAGAUUUCCAGAGCUUGAGGCAAGUCAUUUGCACUUACCUCAAUAUAUAACAUACAGGUUUCCUGUAAAUUCAUGGUAAAUGUUAGCAUCUAAUUAAAGUAUAAGAAGGGAACGUGGAAGGAGGACACAAGAAAGAAGUGGAGGUGGAAAAUAAGAAAGAGAACUAGAACAAAAAAAAUGAAAAGGAUAUAUAGGUGCAGGAUGGUCACAUAUGGACAAAUAAAAAAAGGAGGAAGGAAACAAGGAUCCAACAAAAGGCAGAAGGAAAAGACGUGAAAUAGUCACAUUAACAAUUACAUAUUUUCCCACACUUUAUCGCUUAGUUUGCUUAUACCUCUGGCCUGCUCUGACAGGCAGUUCUUACAAAUGAACCUGAAAGGAAACCAGGGGCCCAUUUCUGAGUAUUGCAAUUAGAGUGAAAUAAACACACAUGUAAGCAACAGUGUUUUAUGU
This is a messenger RNA of Poeciliopsis prolifica (blackstripe livebearer), 4199 nucleotides long. It is a transcript of the gene epx, whose product is annotated as eosinophil peroxidase. Gene Ontology annotation, biological process: response to oxidative stress. The record is from RefSeq and is a predicted model, not a curated record. Gene Ontology annotation, molecular function: heme binding; peroxidase activity; calcium ion binding. The transcript has 16 exons. Bases 1 to 2637 code for a protein of 878 amino acids. Lineage: Eukaryota; Metazoa; Chordata; Actinopteri; Cyprinodontiformes; Poeciliidae.